ACCCAACUGCAUCGAGAUCCUCGACUGAGUCCCAGCUCCUGCAUGCGACACUACCAGGCGAACUCCGGCCAACUCCGAGAGAGAGCAGGACCAUCCUGCUGGAGAAACGGGAGUCCCAGGGGCCCCUGGAAAAAUGGAAAAGCUGACCCUGCCAUCUGGAAGGAUGGAAUUCCUUCAGUGCCGCAGGGGCCGGGGCCGCCCAUCGCCCGGCCCAGCUGCCGCAGCAGCCUGCGUGGGAGGACAGCCACAGGCCAGAGGGAAGCCGGAGUCCCCAUGGAGUUGGAUGGAGGCCUCCUUCCCACCGGCUCCAAUGACAGCAACACUUCCGACCCCUCGGACAACCUCACCCUGGGCCUGCCACCACUGCGCCCGCGGAGGGUCUCUUACGUGACCAUCAUCAUGCCCUCGGUGUUCGGCAUCAUCUGCCUGCUGGGCAUCGUCGGGAACUCCAUGGUCAUCUUCACCGUGGUGAAGAAGUCCAAGUUUCACCGGUGCAGCAACGUCCCCGACAUCUUCAUCAUCAACCUGUCGGUCGUGGACCUGCUGUUCCUGCUGGGGAUGCCCUUCCUGAUCCACCAGCUCAUGGGCAACGGCGUCUGGCACUUUGGCGAGACCAUGUGCACCCUCAUCACCGCCAUGGACGCCAACAGCCAGUUCACCAGCACCUACAUCCUCACCGCGAUGGCCAUCGACCGCUACCUGGCCACCGUCCACCCCAUCUCCUCCACCAGGUUCAGGAAGCCGUCGGUGGCCACCUCGGUGAUCUGCCUCCUGUGGGCGCUCUCCUUCGUCAGCAUCACCCCCGUGUGGCUCUACGCCAGGCUCAUUCCCUUCCCCGGCGGCACCUGGGGCUGCGGCAUGAGCUUGCCCAACCCGGAGACCGACCUUUACUGGUUCACCCUCUACCAGUUCUUCCUGGCCUUCGCCCUGCCCUUCACGGUCAUCACGGCCGCCUACGCCCGCAUCCUGCAGCGGAUGACCUCGACGGUGGCCCCCGCCUCCCAGCGCAGCGUCCGGCUGCGGGCCAAGAGGGUGACCCGCACGGCCAUCGCCAUCUGCCUGGUCUUCUUCGUCUGCUGGGCCCCGUACUACGUGCUGCAGCUGACCCAGCUGUCCGACAGCCGGCCCACGCUCACCUUCUACUACCUGUACAACGCCGCCAUCAGCCUGGGCUACGCCAACAGCUGCCUCAACCCCUUCGUCUACAUCGUCCUCUGCGAGACCUUCCGCAAACGCCUGGUCCUCUCCGUCAAGCCGGCCGCCCCCGGGCAGCUCAGGCCGGUGAGUGCCACCCGCACGGCGGCGGACGAGAGGACAGACAGCAAAGGUUCCUGACCUCAGGAGGGGCCCGGGGGAGGGCUCCGGGGACCACCCACCUUGGAGAAGUCACACCGUGCUGAGAAGGAUUCGGAGGGCAGCCUUAGCGAGGAUGAGAGCUUGCAGGAGGGAACUGAAAGAGGAGGAGGAGGAGGGAGGUGAGGGAUUUCAAUGCCUACGCUGCGUUUCUGGGACCUGGCUCCAGACCCCGGGAUUGGGGGGUUUGAGCAUUAUAAUGUACACUGCACCUGCGGAAGAGAGGCCACUCAAAAGGGAGGCCGGAGGGCUGGUGGGCAGGGGGAAGGGUUGGGGAAAAGCUAAUGAAGAGCAAUGGAAAGAGAUUGAACAACUCAAGCCUAGUCGGAGGCCUAAAUGCCCCAAAUCGUUGGAUGGUUGGACAGAAUUUUCCCCGAAGAAAGGGGUGGGAGGCCCACGUCUGAGGAGAUUUGAAAUCCAGAUGGGGCCGAAGCCCAGUUCCGACAAGGUCGGGCUCCACCGUGCCCAGCCUGGGGCUCCGGGCCCGGGAGGGGCCUUUUCCCUCUCUCUGCCAGGAUCCCCUGGGUAGCCUUUCUCCUAAACGGUGGGGAAUAAGCAGGAAAGCAUCAAGCACGCCGGCUCCCUGCAUUCUGCAUGCCGCUUCCGUCUGCUCCCCUCUCCCGGGAGCCAAUGAAUCCCCACAUCCCACCUCCCCGUGCCUCUGCGGGGAAGGGCAAAGCCGCUCAAAGGCUGUGGUCAAGGAGGAGACCCAACCUGGGGUCUGGGCUUUAGUGUGGAUACCCAGAACUGAGAAAACAGGGCCCUGAGCUUUGGCUAUUCCCUCGGGGAGGCGGGGUGCCCUUGAGGGGUUGGAGCCCCAGGCUGCCGUUCAAGGGGGGGAAAGAACACAAGGCCCCUUUGCGCCCCGAGAGGCAUCACAUUUGACGCUGGACUUGCGUCAGGAAUCCUGAUCUGCCCGGCAGCAGUUUCCCAUCUUCCCAUCUGCUUCCCAGCCCCCUUCCCUGCCAGGUGUUGAGGCGAGGCUUACUGACCCCGUGGGCGGAGUUCGGGGAUGGGGAGGACUUGCUUCAUGGGCCCCUGGGGCUGGAUCCAGUUAGACUCUGGGAGGCAGGAAUGGGCCUUUCCGGGAAUGCUGCCCACAGGGGUCAGGAGGAUGGUGGGGGUGCGAAGGACAGGAGGGAAGAGGAGGAGGUGGAGA
This is a messenger RNA of Tachyglossus aculeatus (Australian echidna), 2512 nucleotides long. It is a transcript of the gene MCHR1, whose product is annotated as melanin concentrating hormone receptor 1. Gene Ontology annotation, cellular component: membrane; neuron projection. Gene Ontology annotation, biological process: neuropeptide signaling pathway. The record is from RefSeq and is a predicted model, not a curated record. NCBI's taxonomy places the organism in Eukaryota, Metazoa, Chordata, Mammalia, Monotremata, Tachyglossidae. Gene Ontology annotation, molecular function: neuropeptide binding; melanin-concentrating hormone receptor activity. The coding region runs from base 43 to 1335 and encodes 430 amino acids. The transcript has 4 exons.